ACAAUUAGGCCCCUCUCAUUAGCAACUCAACACGAGAGAUCGCCUGUUGGCCUCGGCGCGCUGAACAGCAGAAACAUGGCAGAUGCAUUUUCAGCUUCGUGGACAAUUAUCUUUUUUGUGUGGAUCAAUGGCGUUGGGAAUGCAAAAGCCGAUUUGUCCAGGGUGCGUUGUGAAACUGGCUGGGAACGAUAUAACUUUACCGACUGUAUCUGGCUCAGUGAGACCGCAACAACAUACUCCCUUGCAGAAAAAACAUGUACCGAGAAAGGAGGACUGCUGCUUGUACUUAGGGAUCGACGAAAGGAACUAUUUGUGAAUGCAUUACCUGGAAGAAGUGGAGUGGAAUUCUGGAUAGGCCUGUUUACGACUUCAUCGAAUUACAACCCCCGCUUCAAAUGGCAACUGCGUAAUGAACGUACUGUUGAUUUAACUUACAGCAACUUUGAAGGAAGUCGGAAAAGAAGCAACCAGUGCGGCUACCUCGGCGACAACGACAACACAUGGUUGACCACAAGCUACUGUGACAUCGAGAAGACAUUUAUCUGUGAAAAAUCUUCUGAAUGCGAGGAUGGAUGGUAUGGUCACAGCUGUGAUGAACCUUGCCAUUGCCAAGAAGAAAAGUGCACGAGAUACAUAGAAAAAUGUUCAUACGGAUGUGAGAUCGGGUGGCAUGGUGACAAAUGCGACCUGCCACUUGUGCCGGCAGAGGUGGCGUUCUACUGUUUCAACUCGAAAGUGUGGGGCCAGAGUAUGCUCCUCCGUGUCAACCCUAGGGGCAUAAGUUACGACGCAAUAGACGCCACAGAUCAACACGGCGUCAGCAUGGACGGGUGCAACAAGGCGUCCUUCACAUUUGACUACGCCACGGGAGUGUACAGUAGAGUUGUCAACAUCACUGAUGACGACAGUAACAGAUGCGGAGGCGUUGUGACGGAGGAGGGGGUUUGGCAAUGGGCUUUCCGUUUCCAAGAACUUACCGGGGUGUUGUCCCUUGCAGACCUCAACGUCGUCGUCAAAUGCGACUUCAGCAAGGCUGACACACUGUCAAGCGACGACGAUAUCGACAUUGAGGGAAAGGUUGAUACUGUCGUGAAGAAUCUGGAUGAAACGAAAGAAGAGGUGAAACUGUCAGUGAUCAGCCCCGCGACGCUUGAGGAAGUACAGAAGAUCAAGCUAGGGGGCUAUGUUGCUCUCAAACUAGAGCUACACACUAAAUCAGGGUUCGUGGCGCGAGGAGUUUCGGGAUACAACUGCGAGGCCUACACUUCAGACGGAACCUACUCAAGACUGCUAAUAGAUGAAAAUGGGUGCACAGCUCUCAAUUCCUCCGUGUCUCCAAUGAAGGGAGGGGACUCGUUAAUCACGAAGCCAUUUCCAAUUUUCACUUUCCCGGGGUACGCAUCGAUCAGCUUCCGGUGUCAAUAUGAGUACUGUUUCAAAUCACAGCUGAUGUGUUCAAAUCGCUGCGCGUAUUCGAGACAUUUAAGAUUCGAAUAUAGAAAAAGACGUUCUGAAGAUGAUGAUGGCCCGAGGGUAAGAAAACCAGUGUUCACGACCGUGACGGUUCUACAGAGGGAAGCACAAGGUCGGUCUGUGAGCAGUUUGGAAGUCCAGCCUUCUGACGACACAAACAGAGGUUUUCCCUUGCUCUACCUGAACCCCAUCACAUGUUCCUUGUUCCUGUUCUUGCUGACGGUGUUCCUGAUGCUCCACGUGUUCUUCGUCAGAUCUCUUAAGAAGACAGUUGAUAAUAUGAAAGUGGAGCUCACGAGCCACAAUCGUAGUCAGCGACUUCCACUCUUGUAAACUGAAAGGAAGCCGACGUUCCACAACAACUGAUGGCGUAGAGAAGGGUAAAUUUAAAGGGACACCGCGCCUGAUCCAUUUGGCAGUCCCAGCAAGUUUGAUACUGACUGUUUGUUGUUUAACUCAGCAAUAUUCCAGCUAUAUGACGGUGGUCUGAAUAAUCGAGUCUGGUGUCCAGGGAUUCAUAUCAUGAGUAUCGAUCCACGAAAUUGGGAUUUGAUAUCAUGCAUCAACCAAGUCAGCGAGUCUGACCACCCGGUUCUGUUAGUCGGCUUUUACGGCAAGCAUGGGUUGCUGAAGACCUAUUCUACCCCAGAUCAUCACGGGUCAGCAAGUUUGAUACAAUGUUUUGAAGGACCUAAGGGACCUAAAGUAAAAUGUCACCUAAAGCCGCCAUUUCUAAACACGGCACCGGGGCUAUAACAAUCAAUUAGGAUGUGUGUGUAGAAAAGUGACUAUUAUGUAAGCCUCGUAUUGAGAUUAAGCAGCGUUUGGAAUGGUUGCUUGCUGAUACCUUCAAGAAUCUACUUUGUCUGCAAACUCAGAUACUAUUAUGUUGCACAAUAUAUCAGUCAUUGGCUACCCUAUUUACUCAUACACUAUCUUAAUUUCUCACAACGCAUGCGCCGUAGUUACAAGGUCCAGACCUAGAAUGGACCUUUCUGUCGAUGGAUCCAAGUCAUGGACGUUUUCAUGGACGUUUUAUCUAAUGCCUCUUGAUAUUGACAUUUCGAGUUGGAGUUAAUGCAAUGUUGUAAUCAAAACGAAAAUUAAACAGCUUAACUUACGCCUGGUCUGUAACAGACUUGUAAAUCAGUUGCCAAAUAGCCAAAUACUGUAACUUCAUAUGGACACCAAUACUACAAAUUUCAGUUGUUUGUAUGGCCGUAUAUGCAUAAAACGUGGUUAUAUUUAAAAUAAAAAGAUCACCUAAA
Messenger RNA from Haliotis rufescens (red abalone), 2741 nucleotides. RefSeq lists its product as uncharacterized. The record is from RefSeq and is a predicted model, not a curated record. Bases 76 to 1806 code for a protein of 576 amino acids. NCBI's taxonomy places the organism in Eukaryota, Metazoa, Mollusca, Gastropoda, Lepetellida, Haliotidae. The transcript has 13 exons.